This is a messenger RNA of Gavia stellata (red-throated loon), 1678 nucleotides long. It is a transcript of the gene TMEM181, whose product is annotated as transmembrane protein 181. The coding region runs from base 1 to 1560 and encodes 519 amino acids. Gene Ontology annotation, molecular function: toxic substance binding. NCBI's taxonomy places the organism in Eukaryota, Metazoa, Chordata, Aves, Gaviiformes, Gaviidae. The record is from RefSeq and is a predicted model, not a curated record. The transcript has 18 exons.
AUGGAGGCGGAUUUCGCCGCCUUCGGGAGCCCGCUGUGCGGCGAGGUCAAGCGCUUCUGCAGGCGGGUGCGGGAGACCUACCGGGAGAUCAAGGAGGACCUCACCCCUUACAAGGAUGACCGUUACUACCGGCUGGCACCGAUGCGAUUAUAUACGCUGUCCAAACGGCAUUUUGUUCUGGUCUUUGUAGUAUUCUUUGUUUGUUUUGGUUUGACAGUCUUCAUAGGAAUAGCAGGUCCUAAUGUAAUUGAAACUUCUGUAGCAAGAACCGACUUAAAUAACAGCCUAAAGGUAAGACCAUUUAAUUUAAGUUCGCCACCAUUGUCUACUUACAAUCAGCAGCUGUGGCUGACCUGCGUAGUUGAAUUGGAUCAGCAUGACGAUUUAUCCCUCAAGAAGAAUGUUACUAUGACAGUCAAAGUACUUGGAGUGGUGAAGGAUGGAAGCACACCAUAUGUUAAUAACCAAGUUCACAAUCGGACAAGAUUACUCAGUUGUGCACAAAAAUGCAGUGAAAUCAUUGUUGCUCACCUUGGCUACCUGAACUACACUCAAUACAACAUAUUUGUUAGCUUUGAAGAUCUAAAUAAGUUAACGUACACCAUCCAGAAUAUUACUUUCACAUGGAAGACCUACAAUCCAACUUUUUCACAAGUGGAAAUAUGGUUCCGAUUUGUCUUUGUAGUUCUUACUUUUAUGGUUACGUGUCUGUUUGCACAUUCCCUGCGGAAAUUCUCCAUGAGAGACUGGGGUAUUGAACAGAAGUGGAUGUCCAUCCUCCUUCCCCUCCUGCUACUUUACAAUGAUCCAUUUUUCCCCCUUUCUUUUCUGGUGAACAGCUGGUUUCCUGGAAUGCUGGAUGAUCUAUUCCAGUCACUGUUUCUGUGUGCAUUGUUGUUGUUCUGGCUUUGCGUCUACCAUGGUAUAAGAGUACAGGGGGAAAGGAAGUGCUUAACUUUCUAUCUGCCCAAAUUCUUUAUUGUUGGACUAUUGUGGUUGGCCUCUGUUACACUGGGAAUAUGGCAAACUGUUAAUGAAGUACAUGAUCCUACAUAUCAGUACAGGGUUGACACAGGUAAUUUCCAGGGAAUGAAAAUCUUCUUCCUUGUGGUGGCAACCACAUACAUUCUCUACCUUUUGUUCCUGAUAGUGAGAGCAUGCUCAGAACUUCGUAACAUGCCUUAUGUUGAUCUCAGGUUAAAAUUCUUGACUGCAUUAACCUUUGUAGUGCUUGUCAUUAGCAUUGUUAUACUCUACCUACGCUUUGGAGCACAAGUUCUACAGGACAACUUUGUUGCUGAGCUGUCGACUCAUUAUCAGAAUUCAGCAGAAUUCUUAUCAUUUUAUGGUUUAUUGAACUUUUAUCUCUACACAUUAGCCUUCGUGUAUUCGCCCUCAAAGAAUGCACUAUAUGAAUCACAGUUGAAAGACAAUCCUGCUUUUUCUAUGCUGAAUGAUUCAGAUGAUGAUGUGAUUUAUGGGAGUGACUAUGAAGAAAUGCCACUUCAGAAUGGCCAAGCUAUUAGAGCCAAGUAUAAAGAGGAAUCGGACAGUGAUUGAUUUUGAUGUAGACAGACUUGUUCAGCUGGAAUUAAACCAAUUUUGAAGUUUUCCUACAUGGACAACUUCCUUGGCUUCCUUACAGUAUGCUGUCAUCUGAACACUAACUCCCAGGAAG